Molecule: messenger RNA, 663 nt
Organism: Schistocerca americana (American grasshopper)
Lineage: Eukaryota; Metazoa; Arthropoda; Insecta; Orthoptera; Acrididae
Product: Down syndrome cell adhesion molecule-like protein Dscam2
Exons: 5
Coding region: 1-663 (220 amino acids)
Biological process (GO): dendrite self-avoidance; axon guidance; homophilic cell-cell adhesion
Cellular component (GO): axon; plasma membrane
Molecular function (GO): cell-cell adhesion mediator activity
Source: RefSeq, a predicted model, not a curated record
AUGUCCAACAGGUGGUUCCGUAGCGUGCGCGGCCGGAGCGCGGCCGUGCCGCCGCCGGGCCAGAGCCGCGUGCGGCAGGUGGGCGGCAGCCUGUACGUGGGCGGCGCCCUGCUGCGGGACUCGGGCCGCUACGUCUGCGUAGUCAACAACUCGGUGGGCGUCGAGCGCGCUUCCACCGCGCUGCUCAUCACCACGCCGCUGUCAGCAUAUGUGGUGCCACAGCAGCAGACGGUGGACAUGGGCCAGACUACAGAGCUUAAUUGCUCCACAGAGGGCUAUCCUCAGCUGGCCAUCUCUUGGCUCAAGGAUGGCCGGCCACUGCACACCUCCAGCAGAGUGAAGCUGGUCACCCCACAGACGCUGCGCAUAGUGCAGGUGGAGCACUCGGACCGGGGCAUGUACCAGUGUAUCGUGUCCAACAACGAGGAGACGGCCCAGGGCACCGCAGAGAUCAGUCUGGGAGACGCGGCGCCCGUGCUCGUGUCGACGUUCCGCAGUGCCGUGGUACGCCCCGGCGACGCCUGGUCGGCGCAGUGCGAGGCGGCCGGCUCUCCGCUGCCCUCCGUGUCGUGGCUGUUCGACAGCCGUCCGCUCACCUCAGAGGACCACGUACAGGUGCGUGUGAAUGCCAAACACAGGGAGGACCGGCGCGAGACGGCGUGA